This is a messenger RNA of Symbiodinium sp. CCMP2592, 2022 nucleotides long. NCBI's taxonomy places the organism in Eukaryota, Dinophyceae, Suessiales, Symbiodiniaceae. The record is from the annotation of a GenBank genome assembly.
AUGACGGUGACGGUGGCUCUCUUCCUCGCGCUUUGCCUGGUGGAGGUCUCUAGCCUUCGGGACCCCAAGCCCAGGGAGGCCGAGCCUGCGGCAGCCUGGGCCGAGGGAGAGAGCUUCUCAUCCAUGGCCGUGGAGGCCGAAACGGAGGCGUUUCUGAUCAAUGCCCAGGGCUCCGAUGGCGUUGGAGCUCUAAGACUAGACAGCGAAUUCCCGCAAUACGACUCAGCAGCACAGGAGGAGAUGAGUUUUUUGGAUGGUUCUCCUGGACUUGAUGGUACCUUGGACCCUUGCCAACGUGACCUGCGCAGCUUGGUAAAUGCACUCGAGAGCACCUGCAAGAUCCACGAGCCCAAGAGGUUUGCCAGGAGGCCCCGAGACAGCGAGUAUCAUCCGGAAUGUUUUCAAGACUUGCAGAAUAUGACGUGCGCCGAGAGUGCGAGAGACAUUCUGCUUUAUGGCAAGGAGCUAGUGAAGGCCAUGCAGGUCCCUGCCAACCUUGUUUGGAACUACUAUCUGCCGGAAGGCAAGAAGUUCCGGAAGGAGAACUGGAAGACUUACCGAUUGGUGCAGAAGCUGUUCUUCCUCAAAAGCUGGCUUCGUAAGGUGGCAGCGCCCGCCAAGCACGCCAUAUUGUGGUCUGGUUUCUGGACCGAUCCAGAGGUGGGCCCUACUGGGCGCACUUCCAAAGAAAGCCUUUUUGCAUUCGCAAGCCUCACAGAGCACGACACGCUCCAUCCGAGUACAGAGCUCGGAAGAAUCAUGGAAGCCCACCAAGAGCUCAGCGCUUGCUUCCAUGUGGAAAGUCCUAUUGCGCUGAACAUGGCUAAUAAUGUUUGGGCGCUUGCAAGCUUCAUGUUCGUGCUUGGCAGCGAGAAGCAAGAGCAGAGCACGGUCGUUGCACUUGUAAACAAGCAGCUCGAAGGGGAACGCCCUCUGAAGCAUUCCGUGCUCUUCAAGCACGAGAUGCCCACGCUUGGCAUCGCAGCAUAUGGCCUGGGGCACUGGUCUCCUCACGUGCUGGUCAUCGAUAUGCUGGGCACUUGCCACAUGACUGGACCGGCAUUGCGCCAUCAGCUACUCGCCGGAGGCAUAGCUUGGUAUCCAGUCUUGGAGGAGUUUCAGUUUUUCAGUGCCAGAGACUUCGCCCAGCGUAGCACCAUGAGCUGGACCUGCUGGGACUGUCCAGAGUCCAGCUGUCGCCUCGACGUGGCCCUGGCCCAGGCCGUGCAGCGAGCCAGCGAGGCCAAGGACGAGGCUGACCGCAACUGCAAAGAGGUUUUUCAGGCCGCAGCAAAAGGAUUGCAUGUCACUUGGACCGCCGAGCUGACCACUCAGUGCAGAGACCCGAGCACUGGGAAGAGGCCUCAACAUGUGGAGGCAGAGAGAGGGCUUGUGAGCGUCCUCCGCCUCCUUUUGGACAACAGGGCGGACCCCAACGUGAAGGACAGCGAUGGUAACACCCCACUCCACUACGCCGCACUAGAGGGACGCAGUGAGGUCAUCCGCCUGCUCCUUGCCAACAGGGCGGAGCCUAAUGUAAAGAACAUCCACGAGACUAUGCCUCUCCAUCUUGCUGCAAGAAGGGGAGUUGAGGAUGCCGUCCGACUGCUUCUGCAGAAGAAGGCCGACCUCAACGUUCAGGAUUCUGUCGGCAUGACGCCACUCAACAUGGCCGCUCACUGGGCACCGACGACGGUCGUCCGCUUGCUCUUGGACAAGAAGGCCGAUCCCAACAUCAAACCCAGCCCUGGGCCUGGCUUGGCGCUCCACGGUGCCGCGAACGCGGGCAACGCUGAGGUCGUCCGCCUGCUCCUUGACAAGAAGGCCGAACCUAACGCGAAGGAUUUUCAUGAAACGACGCCGCUCCAUGUUGCCGCGGCCAAGGGACACUCGGAGGUUGUCCGUUUGCUCCUUGAAAAGAAGGCCGAGCUGAACGUGAAGGACACAUAUGGGAGCACGCCGCUCCAGUAUGCCAGGCAGAAGUCACAUCUGGAGGUUGUCCACCUGCUAGAGGCAACGUGA